ACACAUGAAAAUACAAACUUUCGUGGAAGGAGCAAAAAUGGAACCUGGCAAUAGCAAUAAUGCAACACCAGAAAAUUACAUACUGCGGAGUCACACUGUAACCAAAACCCCUUCCCCGAAACUAAAUUCCGUGAUGGAGGAGAAGCGCCGGGAUGCAGCGAACUCGCCGGCGGGGCCAAGCUCGGUGGAGGGGGAGCCGGCAUCCACGCGGCGUCGAGCUGGAGCCCAGAAGAGAAAAGCUAAUGCUCCCGCCGCAUCAAGCCCUUCGUCGUUGCCUUCCAAACGGAUUACUCGUGAGAAGUCGAAUUUGAUGUCCCAAUCUGCGAUCAUCCAUAAUGGUCCCUUAACCAGAGCUCGCUAUGGGGCGCCUAGUAACCUGACCUCGGCUGCUGGAUCGUCUAGGGUGAAGCUUGAGGAGCCAGGGUCGGUGAGGGAGAAAGCGAAGCUCAAGGAAUUGGAGGAGCUGAAUAAAGCUAAUGAGCAAUGGGAAGCCCUGGAGGCUAAAAUUGAGUCUGAGUUCGAGGCCAUUAGAUCUCGGGAAAGUAAUGCCCAUGUGGUGCCGAAUCAUUGUGGUUGGUUUUCUUGGACACAAGUUCACCCUCUUGAAAAGCGUACAUUGCCUUCUUUCUUUAAUGGCAAGAUCCCAGCCCGUACACCUGAUAUUUACAUGGACAUACGUAAUUGGAUUAUGACGAAAUUUCAUGCAAACCCAAAUACACAGAUUGAGUUGAAAGAUCUGUCAGAGCUUGAAAUUGGAGACUUGGAUGCAAGGCAGGAGGUGUUGGAGUUCUUGGACUACUGGGGUUUGACCAACUUCCACCCAUUCCUCCAAGUAGAUUCUACUGUGGGAAGCAGUGAUGGAGUUGAGGCAGCAAAAAACGAUUCUUUGAUUGAAAAAUUAUAUCACUUUGAAGCAGUUGAAUCAUGCCCACCUGUUGUUCUCAAGCCUAACCUUGCAACACCAUCUUUUCCAUCUGGGUUGUUUCCAGAAUCUGCAACUGCUGAGGAUUUGGGGAUUCCCGACGGGCCAUCUGUUGAGUACCAUUGCAACUCUUGUUCAGCUGAUUGCUCUCGGAAGCGUUACCAUUGCCAAAAGCAGGCAGAUUUUGACCUAUGUACUGAUUGCUUUAAUAGUGGGAAGUUUGGCUCUGGCAUGUCUUCUUCAGAUUUCAUUCUCAUGGAGCCUGCUGAGGCCCCUGGUCUCAGUGGCGGCAAGUGGACAGAUCAGGAAACCCUCCUGCUACUUGAGGCAUUGGAGCUAUUUAAAGAAAACUGGAAUGAGAUUGCCGAGCAUGUAGCUACAAAAACCAAGGCUCAGUGCAUGCUGCACUUUGUUCAAAUGCCAAUUGAGGUUGCCUUCCUUGAUUUGGCUGAUGAAACAGACCCUAACUUGAAAGAAACCGGGGUUUCUGCAGCAACAAUCGAUGGAACAGUUGUCCCUAAAGAUGUUCCUGAAGCAAAAGAGAAUAAGACUAGUCCUAAUGAGGGUCAAGCCCAGACUUCAACGGAAAUUUCGAAACCUAAUGAUGCAAGUGAAAUCAAAGUCUGUCAGGAAACACCACAACCCCCAGAUGGAACUGAAGUAGAAGUCUGUCCAGAGAAAUCAAGCUCAGAAGAUGCUAGUGAAGUGAAAAUUGGUCAUGAUAGCAAUGAAAAUUGUGCACUGAAGGCUUUGAGUGAGGCAUUUGAAGCUGUUGGUUAUUCUCUAACACCUGAAAAUCCACUUUCUUUUGCUGAUGUUGGAAAUCCUGUCAUGGCAUUGGCAGGAUUUCUGGCACGACUGGUUGAACCUGGCAUUGCCACUGCCUCAGCCCGUAGUUCAUUGAAAUCAAUAUCUGGCAACACUCCUGGACUGCAGCUAGCAAUAAGGCACUGCUUUCUCUUGGAAGAUCCACCAGAUGACAAGAAGGAGCAAGCUGGUUCUGAAAGUAAUAUGAAUGAAAUGGCUGGUCAAGGUGGUAAGAAAGAUGAAGACAACCAUGAAGACAGCCCAAAAGAGGAUAAGUCUUCUCCAGUUUCAGAUCAAAGAAAUCCUUCAAGCAAUCAAGGUGACCAGGAUACUGUAGUAUCUGUUUCUGAGGAAAUGAUAACAUCAAAUUUGCGGAAUGAUCAAUCCCCAGAGAAAAAGGAAUCCAAGAUGUUAGCUAUGAAGGAAGAUGUUAAUGAUGCUAAUGUGGAAGAACCAAGCAAUCCUGCUCUACCAAAAGACCAUCAAUCAAGUAUUAUGGAAGACUCUGUUGGUUUGGCAUCCAAGGUUCCACCAAGUUCUGUGAAAGGGUCUGGUGGGGAGGAAAGUGAAGUGGGAGAGGCCUCUAAGUCUAAAGAGGCAGCGAAUGAUGCAGAAAUGUCUGAUUCUCUUCCAACGGUAAAGAAAGGGGCUUGUGAAGCAACUGUAACAAAGUCAACUGGAGAGCAAUCUAAGCCUUCUGGGACAGUUGUAGAUUCCACUGACAUGGUACUGGGUUCUUUGCCAAAGGAGAAUAAUGAGCAUCAGCAACCAGUUAAUGAAGGUAUGGUGCCAGAUUCACAACCCUCAGAGAGGAAUGAGCCUCAGCAGGCAGUUACAUCAAAAUCAUUAAAUGAAAAAGGAGCUAGUACAGGUGAGGAUCAAAUCAAAGAAGUUAGAAAGGAAAGUAACUCUACAGGGGCUGAAGAGGACCGAUACAUUGAUAAACUAAAGUGUGCAGCUGUUACUGCUAUUUCAGCUGCAGCAGUGAAGGCAAAACUUUUGGCAGACCAGGAAGAGGACCAAAUCCAACAACUUGUUACAUCAUUGAUAGAAAAGCAGUUACAUAAGUUAGAAACCAAGUUAACCGUCUUCAAUGAGCUGGAAAGUGUGACAAUGAGGAUGAAGGAGCAUUUGGACAGAUCAAAGCAGAGGCUUUACCAUGAACGAGCACAGAUAAUUGCUGCCCGACUGGGCUUGCCAGCAUCUUCAUCUCGAUCCAUGCCACCAACACUGCCUGCCAAUAGAAUUGCAGCAAACUAUGCAAGUUCAAUUGCAAGACCUCCUAUGGGCUCAAAUUCCACAAGGCCACCAAUGUCAAGACCAGUGGGGCCUAUGGUACCUGUGCCUUCUAAUCCAUUUGCAUCCACCACAAUGGCAGGAAGUUCAAUUCGACCUGGUAGCUAGGAGCAUCUUUCUUCACGUGAAACAUAGCAGUCUCUGCUUAGUAUAAGCAAGAAGUAUUUAUCCAUUUUUGUACAACAGCUGCUUAUUGCAAAGUUUACCUAGUGAGUGUCCCCUCCUCUAAUUUCUGUGUGCUCUUUUUCCUCCUUGUUUUUUUUUUUUACCUCUGGGGGGAGCCGGGAGCGAUGGUGAAUGUUCAGGUUGGUCUCUUUUGGGGGAUGCAAAAUGUCAAUAUCAAGAAUUUUGGAGAAACCAAUAUUGAUCGCAUCCCAGCUUAACAUGACGUUUUCUUGAUUCAGCAUUUCCUGGAGCAACCUCAAAAGGGAAGGUUACAAGUAAAUCCAGCAUUUGUACUAAAUUACAAUUAAUUACUCUAUUGCAACUCUGCAGGCAUGUCGUUGUCGUGGAGGAAAGAGAAGCUGCAUAUUCAUGUUCUUACAUCCAAGGUACCUGUACCAUGAGUGUAAAUUCUAUUAUAAUCGGUAAAUGGACGGAUGACAUAGCUUCCUAACUUUUAGCCUCAGAUUUUCUUUAGUGCCGACCUUGUUAAAUUUGUUUAUCACAAGUUAAACGUCUGUAUCUUGUGACCUGAUCUCACCAGGUAUUCUUGGCAUCUUUAAAGGUGGAAGUGUGCCAGAUUUUAACUUGUGUAUUACAUUUUCAUAUGAAUAUGAUGUGCUAAUGAAGGUAAGGUGUUUAG
Molecule: messenger RNA, 3830 nt
Organism: Rubroshorea leprosula
Lineage: Eukaryota; Viridiplantae; Streptophyta; Magnoliopsida; Malvales; Dipterocarpaceae
Source: the annotation of a GenBank genome assembly